Umbelopsis ramanniana AG is the source of this 1863-nucleotide messenger RNA. RefSeq lists its product as uncharacterized. Gene Ontology annotation, molecular function: succinyl-CoA:3-oxo-acid CoA-transferase activity. The transcript has 10 exons. Bases 184 to 1680 code for a protein of 498 amino acids. Lineage: Eukaryota; Fungi; Mucoromycota; Umbelopsidomycetes; Umbelopsidales; Umbelopsidaceae. Gene Ontology annotation, biological process: ketone body catabolic process. The record is from RefSeq and is a predicted model, not a curated record.
GAAAAGAGCUGAUAAAUGCCACUACUAUCAAUAUAUGUAUUCCAUUGCUGCGUACUGACCUUGUCCUGUCUUUCAGUUUUGCACGCGGCGAUAAAUUGCGACGUUGAGUGACUGGGCUUCAAAUCACCAUAAAAGGGAUUGUUCUCUCAGUCACUGAUACCUGUCUCGUUUCUUUUUCUCUUCAUGCUUCGCUUGUUAACACGUACACAGAAGCCGCUCUGGCUACGAGCAUACUCCACCAAUAACUUUUCUAAGGUCCUGAAGUCGGCUGAUGAGGCCGUCAAAGACAUACCAAGUAACUCCAAGCUGCUAGUCGGAGGAUUCGGCUUAUGCGGUAUUCCAGAAAAUCUCAUUGCCGCGCUCAACAAGAAUACACAUGUCAAGGGGUUAACCGUCGUUUCAAACAAUGCUGGAGUAACCAACUUUGGUCUUGGACUCUUGCUACAAACCAGACAAGUCAAGCGUAUGAUUGCUUCCUAUGUUGGUGAAAACAAAGAGUUCGAGAAACAGUACCUUAAUGGAGAUCUGGAAGUUGAGUUGACGCCUCAAGGCUCGCUAGCAGAACGAGUUCGAGCUGGUGGAAGUGGAAUACCCGCAUUUUACACGCCAACUGCUUAUGGUACAUUGAUACAAGAAGGCAAGCUUCCGAUCAAAUAUGACAAGAAUGGCAAAGUUGAGAUCUAUAGCAAGGCACGCGAGGUUAGAGAGUUUAACGGACAAAAAUAUAUCAUGGAAGAAGGCAUCACAGGAGACUUUGCGUUUGUGAAAGCUUGGAAAGGUGACGAAGAGGGAAAUCUGAUAUUUAGGGGUUCGGCUAGGAACUUCAAUCCCGUCAUGGCAAAGGCAGCCAAAUGUACAAUUGCCGAAGUUGAAGAGAUCGUCCCUGUUGGUACUCUGGACCCUGACCAAAUACAUUUACCUGGCGUUUAUGUUCACCGUCUUAUAAAGGGCGAGCACUAUGAAAAGAGGAUUGAGAAGCUCACUGUUGCAAGUGAUGGUAAGGAGAGUGAGAAUACCGACUCUCCUGCCGCCAAACGCCGAGAGAAGAUUGUACGAAGGGCGGCGAAGGAGUUCAAGGAUGGCGAUUAUGUGAACCUUGGUAUUGGCAUGCCUAUGGCUGCUAGCAAUUAUGUUGAAGAAGGAGUAAAUCUCAAGCUUCAGAGCGAAAAUGGAAUCCUUGGCUUGGGACCAUAUCCACAACGUGGCCAAGAGGAUCCAGAUAUGAUCAAUGCCGGAAAAGAAACGGUUACUCUGACAACUGGAGCAUCUAUCUUUGCAAGUGAUGAGUCGUUCUCUCUUAUACGCGGCUCUCAUAUUGACGUUACCAUUCUGGGGGCUCUACAAGUCUCCAGGAAAGGAGAUCUUGCAAACUGGAUGGUUCCACGCAAGAUGGUCAAAGGGCCUGGAGGCGCCAUGGACCUUGUGGCUGCCAAGAACACCAAAGUGAUUGUUACCAUGGAGCAUGUUGACAAGAACGGUAAUGCCAAAAUCGUCAAUGACUGUGACUUACCUCUCACCGGUGUCGGGUGUGUCGACACAAUUAUCACGGAUCUCUGUGUGUUCCAGGUCAACAAGGAAGGUCUGACAUUAACAGAGCUAGCCAAAGGCGUUACCAUCGAUGAAGUGAAGCAAAAAACAGCGUGUGUUUUCAACAUCGCACCUACACUAAAUACCUUUUAGACAUAAAUACAACUUGUUUUAAGCGAUGAUUGGAAUGGUUGGAGAGCGGUAAUAACGAAAAUAAAAGAAUACGAAACAGAAAUCAAUAGAAUGAAAAGAAACAUACAUCUUUGUACAGAAACAUGAAAAAGAGGAAUGUACGAGAAUGGGGGUAAUAAAAAAAAAAAAAGAAAGAAAGAAAAA